Messenger RNA from Colletotrichum graminicola M1.001, 558 nucleotides. RefSeq lists its product as uncharacterized. The record is from RefSeq and is a predicted model, not a curated record. Bases 1 to 558 code for a protein of 185 amino acids. NCBI's taxonomy places the organism in Eukaryota, Fungi, Ascomycota, Sordariomycetes, Glomerellales, Glomerellaceae. The transcript has a single exon.
AUGAAGCCCGGUUAUGCCCAGAAGAAGCCUCAAAGAUUCGAAGUUGUCCAUGUCUUCUCAUGCAAAUAUCCAAUGGUGAAUAUCAAGGAAGCCGCGCAAGCCGCAAUAACGGCCUACGGCCUCGCCACGGAACAGGGCGGGAACGCGUCCGCGCCGUUAGAGGGCGUCGCUGAUACGUUAGCCUCCUUCUACCUUACCAACUUCACGAGCUUCGCCCUCGGCAGCAUCAGCACCCUCCCGAACCACGAAGCCGCCACCGCGGGUGUGCUGUACCAGCUCAAGGCACUGAACCAGAGCGGCCUCGGCACAGACAUCCGGCUCCGCGGCGGCCGCGUCGACGUCGUCUCCGACCAAAGCGCUCUAUGCUGGGUGACGUUUGAGAUCAAGCCCCGGACAGACAAGAUCGAGGGGUGGUCGUGGACCAACGUCUACGGAUUCCGAGUGCAGGCGGGACGAAGCAACGGCCUCGACGGCGGGUGGGAGUCAAGCAAUGCCGACCAAGAAAUCGAGAAUCUGUUGGAGAGAGUUCCAAAUAUUUACCAGGGCGGAACCGUUUAA